Molecule: messenger RNA, 1013 nt
Organism: Plectropomus leopardus (leopard coralgrouper)
Lineage: Eukaryota; Metazoa; Chordata; Actinopteri; Perciformes; Serranidae
Gene: igfbp7
Product: insulin-like growth factor binding protein 7
Biological process (GO): regulation of signal transduction; regulation of cell growth
Cellular component (GO): extracellular region
Molecular function (GO): insulin-like growth factor binding
Source: RefSeq, a predicted model, not a curated record
CUCACAGUCUCAGUCAGGGUUCAGAUCAGCGCUCAGUCUCACAGUCUCAGUCCGGAUUCAGGCGCGUCACGAUUCAUAUCAGACCUCCGUCAUGAAGUCUGCCUCCGUCUUUCUGUCUCUGGUUCCGGUUCUGCUCCUCCUCUCGGACCGGGUCUCUGCGGGUCCGGGCUGCGGACCGUGUGACCCGGCUCAGUGCGCUCCUCUCCCGACGGACGGCUGUCCCGCCGGUUCUCAGCUGGACUCCUGCGGCUGCUGCUCGGUGUGCGCCGCUGCGGAAGGAGAGCUGUGCGGCGGCCGCCGCGCGGCAGCGCGCCGCUGCGGCCCCGGACUGGAAUGCAUCAAAAGCAAUGAGGACAAGAAGAGCAAGCUGGGCGUGUGCGCGUGCAAGACCAACUACGAGGUCUGCGGCACCGACGGGGUCACGUACCGGAGCGGCUGCGCACUGAAGAGCGCCAACCUGAAGGCCGAGAGGGAGGGCAAAGAGCCAAUCAGCAUCCAGAACAAGGGCCGCUGCGCCUCAGCUCCGGUCAUCGUCACCCCUCCAGGUGAGGUGUACAACGUAAGCGGCUCUCAGGUGUACCUGAGCUGCGAGGCGGUGGGUGUGCCCACACCUGUCCUCACCUGGAAGAAGGUCCUCAGUGGGAAGAGGAGGAUGGAGCUUCUUCCUGGAGACAGAGACAACCUCGCCAUUCAGACAAGAGGAGGACCAGAGAAACACGAAGUGACCGGCUGGGUGCUGAUCUCCCCUCUGACCAAAGACGAAGAGGGAUCGUACGAAUGUCACGCCACCAACUCCAAAGGAGAAGCUUCAGCUGUCGGCGCCAUUCACCUGGUCGAGUCCAUCGAUGACAUCAUCGUCAAGAAAGUGACGAAGGAGGACGAGCUGUGAUCACCUGAUCAGAGAGGAGGACGUCACAGGAAACGGCUGAGGACGUUUAAAACUCAGUGAAAUCUGAUUUUCUUUCUUCUUUGUUUUCAUGUUCUGAUUUUAAAAUAAACAUUUCGAUGAAUAA